CCUUCCGAAUGUUCAACCCUUCUUCAUGCGAUGGAAAAUCAAGGUUGUGUUACCUAGCUGCUAUGCGGGAUAUGUGAUCCAUACGUAAUAUGUGAUCUAUCGCCAGAAAGAUAUUGGUGACUUUAAAAAUGAUGAACUUUAUUCACUGUUCUCGUAUGGACUUUGCAUUUUCAACUUUUUGGCUGACAUUGUUCUAUAUGAUGCUGGCUCAAUGCAUCACAGGAGGAACAGUUGUCGAGGGUGAUAUGAUGUCAACUCCUGAAUCUUCAGCUGUACCUACGAAUACCAUUUCAGCUGCACCUGGGUCGUCUCUUGAAAAUCCCACUGCGCCCAACUUGGUAGAAUCAACUGAUGGUACUAAUGGCACUCAACCUGUGCCCAACAAUGCAUCCACUGUUGUAGAAUCAACUGAUGGUACUAAUGGCACUCAACCUGUGCCCAACAAUGCAUCCACUGUUGUAGAAUCAACUGAUGGUACUAAUGGCACUCAACCUGUGCCCAACAAUGCAUCCACUGUUGUAGAAUCAACUGAUGGUACUAAUGGCACUCAACCUGUGCCCAACAAUGCAUCCACUGUUGUAGAAUCAACUGAUGGUACUAAUGGCACUCAACCUGUGCCCAACAAUGCAUCCACUGUUGUAGAAUCAACUGAUGGUACUAAUGGCACUCAACCUGUGCCCAACAAUGCAUCCACUGUUGUAGAAUCAACUGAUGGUACUAAUGGCACUCAACCUGUGCCCAACAAUGCAUCCACUGUUGUAGAAUCAACUGAUGGUACUAAUGGCACUCAACCUGUGCCCAACAAUGCAUCCACUGUUGUAGAAUCAACUGAUGGUACUAAUGGCACUCAACCUGUGCCCAACAAUGCAUCCACUGUUGUAGAAUCAACUGAUGGUACUAAUGGCACUCAACCUGUGCCCAACAAUGCAUCCACUGUUGUAGAAUCAACUGAUGGUACUAAUGGCACUCAACCUGUGCCCAACAAUGCAUCCACUGUUGUAGAAUCAACUGAUGGUACUAAUGGCACUCAACCUGUGCCCAACAAUGCAUCCACUGUUGUAGAAUCAACUGAUGGUACUAAUGGCACUCAACCUGUGCCCAACAAUGCAUCCACUGUUGUAGAAUCAACUGAUGGUACUAAUGGCACUCAACCUGUGCCCAACAAUGCAUCCAUUGUUGUAGAAUCAACUGAUGGUACUAAUGGCACUCAACCUGUGCCCAACAAUGCAUCCACUGUUGUAGAAUCAACUGAUGGUACUAAUGGCACUCAACCUGUGCUCAACAAUGCAUCCACUGUUGUAGAAUCAACUGAUGGUACUAAUGGCACUCAACCUGUGCCCAACAAUGCAUCCACUGUUGUAGAAUCAACUGAUGGUACUAAUGGCACUCAACCUGUGCCCAACAAUGCAUCCACUGUUGUAGAAUCAACUGAUGGUACUAAUGGCACUCAACCUGUGCCCAACAAUGUAUCCACUGUUGUAGAAUCAACUGAUGGUACUAAUGGCACUCAACCUGUGCCCAACAAUGCAUCCACUGUUGUAGAAUCAACUGAUGGUACUAAUGGCACUCAACCUGUGCCCAACAAUGCAUCCACUGUUGUAGAAUCAACUGAUGGUACUAAUGGCACUCAACCUGUGCCCAACAAUGCAUCCACUGUUGUAGAAUCAACUGAUGGUACUAAUGGCACUCAACCUGUGCUCAACAAUGCAUCCACUGUUGUAGAAUCAACUGAUGGUACUAAUGGCACUCAACCUGUGCCCAACAAUGCAUCCACUGUUGUAGAAUCAACUGAUGGUACUAAUGGCACUCAACCUGUGCCCAACAAUGCAUCCACUGUUGUAGAAUCAACUGAUGGUACUAAUGGCACUCAACCUGUGCCCAACAAUGCAUCCACUGUUGUAGAAUCAACUGAUGGUACUAAUGGCACUCAACCUGUGCCCAACAAUGCAUCCACUGUUGUAGAAUCAACUGAUGGUACUAAUGGCACUCAACCUGUGCCCAACAAUGCAUCCACUGUUGUAGAAUCAACUGAUGGUACUAAUGGCACUCAACCUGUGCCCAACAAUGCAUCCACUGUUGUAGAAUCAACUGAUGGUACUAAUGGCACUCAACCUGUGCCCAACAAUGCAUCCACUGUUGUAGAAUCAACUGAUGGUACUAAUGGCACUCAACCUGUGCCCAACAAUGCAUCCACUGGUGUAGAAUCAACUGAUGGUACUAAUGGCACCCAACCUGUGCCCAACAAUGCAUCCAAUGUUGUAGAAUCAACUGAUGGUGCUAAUAUCACUCAACCUGGGUCGUCAGCUGUGUAUCCCACUGUGCCCACCAUGGUAGAACCAACUGAUGGUGCUAAUGGCACUCAACCUGGGUCAUCAGCAGUGUACCCCACUGUGCCCAACAAUGCAUCCAAUGUUGGAGAAUCAACUGAUGGUGCUAAUGGCACUCAACCUUGGUCGUCAGCUGUGUAUCCCACUGUGCCCAACAAUGCAUCCAAUGUUGUAGAAUCAACUGAUGGUGCUAAUGGCACUCAACCUGGGUCGUCAGCAGUGUAUCCCACUGUGCCCAACAAUGCAUCCAAUGUUGUAGAAUCAACUGAUGGUAAUAAUGGCACUCAACCUGUGUCGUCAGCUGUGUAUCCCACUGCGCCCAACAAUGCAUCCACUGUUGGAGAAUCAACAGAUGGUGCUAAUGGCACUCAACCUGGGUCCUCAGCUGUGUAUCCCACUGCGCCCAACAAUGUAUCAAAUGUUGUAGAAUCAACUGAUGGUUCUAAUUACACUCAACCUGGGUUGUCAACUGUGUAUCCUACUGUGCCCACCAUGGUAGAACCAACUGAUGGUGCUAAUGGCACUCAACCUGGGUCGCAGUCUGUGUAUCCCUCUGCGCCUAACAAUGCAUCCACUGUUGGAGAAUCAACUGAUGGUGCUAAUGGCACUCAACCUGGGUUGUCAGCUGUGUAUCCUACUGUGCCCACCAUGGUAGAACCAACUGAUGGUGCUAAUGGCACUCAACCUGGGUCGCAGUCUGUGUAUCCCUCUGCGCCCAACAAUGCAUCCACUGUUGGAGAAUCAACUGAUGGUGCUAAUGGCACUCAACCUGGGUUGUCAGCUGUGUAUCCUACUGUGCCCACCAUGGUGGAAUCAACUGAUGGUACUAAGACCACUCCACCUGGGUCGUCAGCUGUGUAUCCCACUGCGCCCAACAACGCAUCCAUUGUUGGCGAAUCAACUGAUGGUGCUAAUGGCACUCAACCUGGGUCGUCAGCAGUGUAUCCCACUGUGCCCAACCAUGCAUCCAAUGUUGUAAAAUCAACUGUCGGUGCUAAUGGCACUCAACCUGGGUCGUCAGCUGUGUAUCCCACUGUGCCCACCUUGGUGAAAUCAACUGAUGGUACUAAGACCACUCCACCUUGGUUGUCAGCUGUGUAUCCCACUACGACCAACAAUGCAUCCACUGUUGGAGAAUCAACUGAUUGUGCUAAUGGCACUCAACUUGGGUCGUCAGCUGUGUAUCCCACUGUGCCCAACAAUGCAUCCACUGUUGGAGAAUCAACUGAUGGUGCUAAUGUCACUCAACCUGGGUCGUCAGCUGUGUAUCCCACUGUACCUAACAAUGCAUCCACUGUUGGAGAAUCAAGUGAUGGUGCUAAUGGCACUCAACCUGGGUCGUCAGCAGUGUAUCCCACUGUGCCUAACAAUGCAUCCAAUGUUGUAGAAUCAACUGAUGGUGCUAAUAUCACUCAACCUGGGUCGUCAGCUGUGUAUCCCACUGUACCCACCAUGGUGGAAUCAACUCAUGGUACUAAGACCACUCCACCUGGGUCGUCAGCUGUGUAUCCCACUGUGCCCAACAAUGCAUCCAAUGUUGUAGAAUCAACUGAUGGUGCUAAUAUCACUCAACCUGGGUCGUCAGCUGUGUAUCCCACUGUACCCACCAUGGUGGAAUCAACUCAUGGUACUAAGACCACUCCACCUGGGUCGUCAGCUGUGUAUUCCACUGUGCCCAACAAUGCAUCCACUGUUGUAGAAUCAACUGAUGGUUCUAAUUACACUCAACCUGGGUCGUCAGCUGUGUAUCCCACUGUGCCCACCAUGGUAGAACCAACUGAUGGUGCUAAUGGCACUCAACCUGGGUCGUCAGCAGUGUAUCCCACUGUGCCCAACAAUGCAUCCAAUGUUGGAGAAUCAACUGAUGGUGCUAAUGGCACUCAACCUGGGUUGUCAGCUGUGUAUCCUACUGUGCCCACCAUGGUAGAACCAACUGAUGGUGCUAAUGGCACUCAACCUGGGUCGCAGUCUGUGUAUCCCUCUGCGCCCAACAAUGCAUCCACUGUUGGAGAAUCAACUGAUGGUGCUAAUGGCACUCAACCUGGGUUGUCAGCUGUGUAUCCUACUGUGCCCACCAUGGUGGAAUCAACUGAUGGUACUAAGACCACUCCACCUGGGUCGUCAGCUGUGUAUCCCACUGCGCCCAACAACGCAUCCAUUGUUGGCGAAUCAACUGAUGGUGCUAAUGGCACUCAACCUGGGUCGUCAGCAGUGUAUCCCACUGUGCCCAACCAUGCAUCCAAUGUUGUAAAAUCAACUGUCGGUGCUAAUGGCACUCAACCUGGGUCGUCAGCUGUGUAUCCCACUGUGCCCACCGUGGUGAAAUCAACUGAUGGUACUAAGACCACUCCACCUUGGUUGUCAGCUGUGUAUCCCACUACGACCAACAAUGCAUCCACUGUUGGAGAAUCAACUGAUUGUGCUAAUGGCACUCAACUUGGGUCGUCAGCUGUGUAUCCCACUGUGCCCAACAAUGCAUCCACUGUUGGAGAAUCAACUGAUGGUGCUAAUGUCACUCAACCUGGGUCGUCAGCUGUGUAUCCCACUGUACCUAACAAUGCAUCCACUGUUGGAGAAUCAAGUGAUGGUGCUAAUGGCACUCAACCUGGGUCGUCAGCAGUGUAUCCCACUGUGCCUAACAAUGCAUCCAAUGUUGUAGAAUCAACUGAUGGUGCUAAUAUCACUCAACCUGGGUCGUCAGCUGUGUAUCCCACUGUACCCACCAUGGUGGAAUCAACUCAUGGUACUAAGACCACUCCACCUGGGUCGUCAGCUGUGUAUCCCACUGUGCCCAACAAUGCAUCCAAUGUUGUAGAAUCAACUGAUGGUGCUAAUAUCACUCAACCUGGGUCGUCAGCUGUGUAUCCCACUGUACCCACCAUGGUGGAAUCAACUCAUGGUACUAAGACCACUCCACCUGGGUCGUCAGCUGUGUAUUCCACUGUGCCCAACAAUGCAUCCACUGUUGUAGAAUCAACUGAUGGUUCUAAUUACACUCAACCUGGGUCGUCAGCUGUGUAUCCCACUGUGCCCACCAUGGUAGAACCAACUGAUGGUGCUAAUGGCACUCAACCUGGGUCGUCAGCAGUGUAUCCCACUGUGCCCAACAAUGCAUCCAAUGUUGGAGAAUCAACUGAUGGUGCUAAUGGCACUCAACCUGGGUCGUCAGCUGUGUAUCCCACUGUGCCCACCGUGGUGAAAUCAACUGAUGGUACUAAGACCACUCCACCUUGGUUGUCAGCUGUGUAUCCCACUACGACCAACAAUGCAUCCACUGUUGGAGAAUCAACUGAUUGUGCUAAUGGCACUCAACCUGGGUCGUCAGCUGUGUAUCCCACUGUGCCCAACAAUGCAUCCAAUGUUGUAGAAUCAACUGAUGGUUCUAAUUACACUCAAUCUGGGUCGUCAGCUGUGUAUCCUACUGUGCCCACCAUGGUGGAAUCAACUGAUGGUUCUAAUGGCACUCAACCUGGGUCGUCAGCUGUGUAUCCCACUACGACCACUAUGGUAGUAUCAACUGAUGGUACUAAUGGUACUCAAUCUUGGUCGUCAGAUGUGUAUCCCACUACGACCACCAUGGUAGAUUCAACUGUAGGUACUACUGUUACCCCACCUGAGUCGACACUUGUAAAACCCAAAACGGUCUCCAUGGUAGAAUUAAAUUUGGCUGCUCAUACCACUCCACCUUGGACGUCAACUGUAGCACCCACUGUUGAAUCAACUCUGAGUAAUUUUGCCUUUCCCACUGUGUCGUCACUUGUAAACCCCAUUGCGGCCACCACUUCAGAUUCAACCCAGAAUACUGCUUUCCAUCCAAAGAGUUUUACUUUUGUAAAUAAUCGACCAGGAAGUACGUUGAAAAAUACCUCAAGUGACACAAAAGCUUUGAGAAAACAAAUCGAUUUUAUCAACAGUCCCCUAAAUCAACCAAGCUUAAAAAAAGAAAAUAAGAAAUACCACGCAGAAGAUGAUGACACGACUCAUGUUUUUAAGUAUGAAGCAAAGAAUAACACUUAUCAUGAUUUGAUGUCUAUGAAAAAGAAUGACACAUAUUCAUAUGAUUUCGGUAAUAACAGUACCACGGAACGUUCCAACAAGUCUACUAUCACUCCGAUUUAUGGAGCUACUAAGCCUGACGGGACGAUGUCUAAUUCACCCCUUAAUGGACCCACUAACUCAAACUGGAUUUCAGAACUCUUCAUUGCUCAGACAGUGAUUAGCUUCGUUGUGUACGUCAUCCUGGUGGUACUUUUGGCGAUUUUGGUUGGAAGACGUCGUAAAGCUAGGGUCCACAGGCGUAAUUUAGGAUUGGAACUGGACUAUUUUGCCUAAACCAUGAGUGCUGCAUAUUAAAAAAUGAAAACAAAACAAGUGCUAAAUAAUCAAGUGUGAUUUCUUGGAUGCCUUACAAGACGUUAAAUUAGUUAACACUUUUCUUUUUUUCAAUUUUCUUUUUGACUUUAAAACAAGAACAGCAUUGUGCGGUGUUUUCAUAAUGUUUACCCAAAAACGUUUUUGUAGAUAUUUUAAAAUAAUUUAAAAGCCUAAAAAGUUCUCUUUUCAGAAUGUAUCUUUUUAUUUUUUAUAGAAUUAUUUGUUCCAAAUGUUUUUUUUAAAGAAACAUGAAAAUUGUACAUUUUUAAAUACAAGGGUUG
Physella acuta is the source of this 6982-nucleotide messenger RNA. Its product is annotated as mucin-2-like. The record is from RefSeq and is a predicted model, not a curated record. Lineage: Eukaryota; Metazoa; Mollusca; Gastropoda; Physidae.